Messenger RNA from Staurois parvus, 508 nucleotides. NCBI's taxonomy places the organism in Eukaryota, Metazoa, Chordata, Amphibia, Anura, Ranidae. The record is from the annotation of a GenBank genome assembly.
UGGGAAGAAUGCCCCUUACAUUGGGGGGUCAGUGGGAAGAAUGGCCCUUACAUUGGGGGGUCAGUGGGAAGAAUGUCCCUUACAAUGGUGGUCAGUGGGAAGAAUGCUUCUUACAUUGGUGGUCAGUGGGAAGAAUGUCCCUUACAUUGGUGGUCAGUGGGAAGAAUGCUUCUUACAUUGGAGGUCAGUUGGGAAGAAUGUACCUUACAUUGGUGAUCAGUGGGAAGAAUGUCCCUUACAUUGGUGUGUCAGUGGGAAGAAUGUCCCUUACAUUUUGGUGAUCAGUGGGAAGAAUGUACCUUACAUUGGUGAUCAGUGGGAAGAAUGCCCCUUACAUUGGUGGUCAGUGGGAAGAAUGUCCCUUACAUUUGGGGUCGGUGGGAAGAAUGUCCCUUACAUUGGUGGUCAGUGGGAAGAAUGUCCCUUACAUUGGGGGUCAGUGGGAAGAAUGUCCCUUACAUUGGUGAUCAGUGGGAAGAAUGUCCCUUACAUUGGGGGUCAGUGGGAA